AUCAUCCAAAUCGCUAAUAUCCGGGCCCUCCUACAGGCCAGACUCGAUUGCGUACUCGCGAGACUGCUUAGCCCUGCGUGGUCAGUCGAUUUCGCGACAAUGCUCUCAUCUCUGACCUCCGGCUCUUACUAGACCUCCAGGUACCUAUAGACCUGAAGUACCUAUUUGACCUCCGAGUGCUACGCCUCCAAAAUCUCAAACACCUACUGCAUCUCCAGACAACAAUCCGCAAAAAUAAUACGUACUAGACCUCAAGUACCUAGUUCACUUACGAGUGCUUGACCUCCAAAAUAUCCAACACCUACUGGAUCUGAAGGUAAUAAUCUGCAAGUGCCGAGGUGAUACAGAUCCAGAACCUGCUAUUCCCCAAGUACCUGGUUGACCUCAAAAAUUUGCAGCAGCUACUGCAUCCACAGGUAACAAAUCCUCAGGUAUUAGACAUCAAUUUCCUGCUAAUUCUCUUGGUGCGGUGUCCACAAGCGUCAGAUCUCAAGAACCUACUUGACCUCCAGAUAAUAGACCUGAAGCACCUGCCAAGCUUCUGCAGUAUCUACAGGACCUUCAAGUGUAAGAUCUCAAGUACCAGAUUUGCAGACUCUAAGCUUCAAGAACCUACUUGACCUCCAGAAGGCUUGCAGGAUCUCAGUGAGAAUGAGUAAGAAGAAGUCAAUACCUUCGAGGAGUCUCAGUAAACAAGAUGAACUUCUCAGCGUACAGGCUCAGUACUUCAAGCGUUUGGAUGAGCAGCAGCUUAGCAGAUCGGAUAAGUUCAAGAGGUUUAUAUGGAAUCCGAAAAAUGGGGAGUUUUUUGGAAGAACAGCCAGCAGUUGGUUUGCAUUAUGACUGUACCCUUGCCCCCCGUUUUCUGCGCCCAUGGUGUCCGGCGCGCAUUCCGCCAAGAACGACCAACAACCAGCGCGGCAACAGAGCGAAGACGGACAGACCGUUGCCCAUUGGUGAAUAGUCGUGCCUCGCCUACCUGGAUGACUGUAGUAGACAGUUAUGCCACCGUGAGUAAAACAAAACACUGCCGCGCUUAGGUUAGAAUCUCGUUACUUAAACUUUAGAAGUUAGAAAAUAUGGCAAAACCGGUACGCGACGAGUUGGAAACUCCUCUAAGAAGGAGGCCGUUCAUCAGCAAAAGGAUCUUCAAUAAAGAAGAAAAGAAAUUUCUGAAUCGGACAGGGAAAAGUUGGGCGAAAAUCGGUCUAUUCUACCUGAUCUUCUAUGGCAUGCUGGCGGCGCUGGUCGCUAUCUGCAUGUGGGUAUUCUUCCAGACCCUGGAUCCCAGAAUUCCAAAAUGGCAGUUGGACAGGUCCCUAAUUGGAACCAACCCCGGUCUAGGAUUUAGACCGAUGCCCAUGAAUAAUGAGGAGAGUACCCUCAUCUGGUUCCAGGGCUCAAACAAGACCAAUUAUCAAAUUUGGGUGGACCAUAUAUUGCAGUUUUUGGACAAGUAUUACGUCCCGAGUAAGAUAGCCAAAGGUAAUGGUCAGAUAAAGACCUGUUCCCAUUCGGACCCACCGAAAGCAGACGAAGUAUGCGAAGUCGACGUCAGAGACUGGGGCGAUUGCAACAAAGACAGGCACUUCAACUACCACAUGAACGCCCCCUGUAUAUUCUUGAAGCUGAACAAAAUCUACGGCUGGACGCCGGAAUACUAUGAGGAUCCCAACGAUCUUCCUAAAGAAAUGCCCAAGAGGCUUAAGGAGCAUAUCAGGAAUAUCACUUCGAUGGAGGAUUUACAGAGACGCACAGUAUGGAUAACUUGUGAAGGAGAGAACCCAGCGGAUAUCGAAUAUCUGGGACCAAUAACGUAUUACCCAUCGCAAGGCUUCCCAGGGUACUACUAUCCCUAUUUGAAUAGAGAAGGCUACUUGAGCCCUCUAGUUGCUGUCAAAUUCGAGAGACCAGUUCCCGGCAUCGUGAUAAACGUGGAGUGCAGGGCGUGGGCCAGAAAUAUAAAAUUCAGCAGAACUGAAAGAACAGGAUCGGUACAUUUUGAAUUGCUUAUCGACUAAACCGAAGGAUUGUCUAUUGUCUACGAUUUUUACCAACAAACAAAGUUGGCAUGGUCAGAAUAAAAGUGUAAUAAAGACUGAUAUGGCGGUUGAAAUGAAUCUCGUAUUUCCAUCAGCUAUUGGGAUGCAGUUUUUAAGAAUCUGGUGCGUACAAGAAAUACUGUAGCUCAGUAGACUCCAAAAAUAACACAUGCCCACAGAAUAGAAAAAGCUGUGUUUGCUGGCGUUCCCAUCUAUUUUUCAAGUCAAAUAUCAAAGUAAUUUAGGCGUUAAGAUCACAAAUCUUAAUUAUACAAUAAAACCGCAUGUACUGACCGAUCUUUACUGUAGUAAAUGUUUCUAUGUUUCUAUGACAAUGAUAUGUAUUUGGUUUAUUUAUAUAAAGCGAUCAAAUACGAGUAUAUGUAAUUGUACUGAAAAAGAUCACCUUUUGGUUAGAGUACGUUUGCUAUAGUAAAAAAGGUCUGUCAAUACAUGUGGUUUUAUUAUCGACAUGUAAAGCAUGGGAUGAGUUUCAGAUGUUAUACAAAUUUUGGGAUUAUUGGUGGAUAUGCGUCUCAUCAGAGAUCCACCAAAAUCACAAAAAAUUGUGAUUCUGAUGUCAAAAUUACUUUCAUAUGUACACAUGGACCCCCAAAAUGGAAAUAUAGUGAGACCCCAGUACUCGCCCCUUUUUAUAUUUCUGAGGACCUGUGUUUAUGCAUUUUCUCUAACAUUUUUCCAUCGACUCACAAUUUUGAAUUCAACUUCGUUCAGCAAGAUAAAUAUAUGGCAAAAAACAUAGUCGGACCCUAAACAGAUAGAGUCUUUUUUAUUAUACAAUAAAAGUAGUAUUAAACAGCAUCUAUUUACACUUUCAGUAAAUUAAUUCUAAAAAUUAUGUGUUUGUCAUAGUGGAAGUAAUUUUUUGUUAUGUUCCAAAACAUCACUAGAAAAUCCCACAGAGUCUAUAUAAUUGAAGUGGUUCUUAUAAGCUGGUCGAUAGAAUAACCUAAAUCGUUGAUUAACGUACUCUACUUGAAGACAGUAGAGGGUUUUUAGUACUCUUAUUUUGCUCGUUCCUGAUGAUCGAUCCUCUUUAUUUUGAUUUUGCACAGUAGCAGAACAACCUUUCCUUAUCCGUUAUCGAAAUAAGAAAACUUUGUUAGUUCCAGAGAAUACAGAGGGCUUCUUGUGUAAGCUUAUUUUUCCCUUAUUCAGCGCUGAUUACUGCUACACUUGCAUAUAAUUUAUAACACAUUUAUAACUAUGUCGACUGCACUAUUAUUCCAUCUUUAUUCCGCGUUUGCUGUCCACUGGCUCGACUGUGACUGCCACGUUCCGCCAUCUGGUCGGAUAUUUAUUCCCCCAUCGACGAGUCGACAAACAUUCCAGCGUUUUCGGGAACUUACAAAAAAAUAGUCUAGAUGUCAGCAGGUGCUUCCAGGCGGAAGAGUUUUAGAUCAGAGAUAAAUAUGAAUUCAAGAAAUAGUCAGUGUUCUAAAAAAAUUAUAUUAUCCUGAUUUUAGUUAGUAUUUUCAAAUUAUCACGGUUCACUCUAGUGCUCAUACAAACUCUUGUUUCGUCGACAUUCGUUAUUUGCUGUCGCUAUCAAAAAUAACCUAAAGGAAGGAAACUUCGUUUUUUUUUUGUUGUACUAAGAACUCUCUAGUCAACCAUAUACUAUAUCCCUGAAAUAUACUAUAUCCGCGAGUGAAACAGUAGCAUAACUACUUUGAAAAGAAUAUUGUUUAGUUAUACUACUGUCACAUAGAUGGCGCUGCGAUCAUCAAUCGUUAAUUGGCGCCAAAAAGGAACACAAGAUCCUAAUGCAAUCUAGGAGACAGUAGCUGAACUAAAUGCUCUUCUUUCAGUAGUAAAUUUGUAAGUUCAUUUUUGUGUUCUGCUGCUGUAUAAUAGAUGGCGCUAAUAUCUUAAGAUCCCUUUUUCGAUGCGUUAACGCCAAAACACCUCCUGGCCUUUUAAAGGGGUACCUGCCGUAAAUAUUUUUGCUGACUACAAAAAUAGUCUGAUCAUGUCAUCGGUCUUCUAGAAUGUAUUCGAAAUGAGAAUCCUUGGAUACGGGAAUCGCAAAAUUUAAUUAUUCGCAGAAUUAUUCUCAAAUAAAAAAUGUGUGGUGCAUCACAAAUGUGAGUCACAAAAGUGUUAACUAGGCUAGUAAAUAAAUGUAUAAUUAUGUAUAGUAUCAAUUUUAAAGCCAGAAUACUACCAUAUCAUUUACUUGUAUGAUAUUUUUCUUAUCACAAAUUUUUUUGAAAGUAUACCGAAAAAAGAGAAAUUAUCAAAUAAAUCAUUAUGCAAGUAGUAACAUGUGUGUGUUAUUAUUACUGUAGUCAAAAUAUGGGAUGAAAUCGUGAAGUAUUAAAUUGCAACAGCCUGACUUUGAUUAGUGACAUAAAUGACCUUUCAUAGUGUUUAUACCUUUUUUCGGUAUAUUUUUUUACUUUGUUAUACAGGAGAAGAGCUAUUUUUGUACAUUUAUACAGACAAGCGUUUAGAUAAGUAAAAAAAUGUAGCAACUGACCAUGUACAAGUAAGUUAAAUGAAUAUUAUUUGUGCAGUGUUUUGUUAUAUAUUUAUUUGAAAUAUUUUAUUGUGCUCUGAUUUUAAAAUCUCGAACAAACGCGAACUCUCAGUUAAUUCGAGUACGUGAUUCUUAAUGUUUAGAUAUACGAGUAAUAUUGAACUGAAUCCAGCAAUAAUGUUAGUUCAUCUUCCCAAAUUCUUUUCGGUCAAUGAUACUGAAUUAAUCAAGAAUUAACUUGUGUUCGGCGUUUUAGUGUACAUAAUGUAUUUGUAAUUUGUGACAGGUGAAGUAUUUUUUGUUGUCAGCAUUUAUUUAUAAUUUGUGUUAAGCAUUAUGUAAGUUUUCAAAUAAAUAUUGUUAAAUACGU
Molecule: messenger RNA, 4915 nt
Organism: Acanthoscelides obtectus
Lineage: Eukaryota; Metazoa; Arthropoda; Insecta; Coleoptera; Chrysomelidae
Source: the annotation of a GenBank genome assembly